UCUCCCUUGAUGAAAAGGAAACGACUGAUGUAGAUAACCAGAUGCUAGUCAUUGUAAAAUGAAGAUAACAAUACGCAAUAUACAGACAUGGAUGAUAAAAUAACAGUAAUGUCAUGAUGUAAUUGGUAUAUAACUGGAUGAAGUUAACUUCGUUUUCAUUCAUCAGAUUUGUGCACAGACCAACGAUUACCAUUGUAAAUAAUGUUUCGCUUCCAACAAAAUCAUCAAAAUCAAUGGGUGCAAGAUCUUACUUCGUGGGGCUAUGGUUCUAAUUAUACAGAGCAACCUGAAUCGACAUUGGAAGCCACAGCUUCAGUAAAUCAUCCCAAUAAUAAUAUGUUGCAAUUCCAAGCAACAAACCCACCUAAUUUAAUAACCAUAAUGCUCGUCUGUGACGAAGAACUUUGGCAAAAGUUUUCUGAUGUUGGGACUGAAAUGGUGUUGACAAAGAAAGGAAGGAGAAUAUUUCCAGGCUAUCGAGUAAAGUUUUCAGGAUUGGAUCCAAAUGCGCUUUACAACGUGAUGCUUGACAUCGUCCAGAUUGAUUCGAAUCGAUAUAGGUUUCAGAGCGGGCAAUGGAUUGUCGGUGGAAAAGGAGAUUCCCAUAUACAAAACCACUACGUCCAUCCAAUUUCCGAAGUUACUGGACAAAAAUUGAUGGAAGAAAUUGUAUCAUUUCAUAAAGUCAAGCUUACAAAUACUACUGCAAAUCGAUCCCAUGAUACGAUUGUUCUCCACUCAAUGCAUCGGUAUCAAAUUCGUGUUCACCUCUCAAGAUCAGACAAUCAACAUAAUAUUCAAACAUUUGAAUUUCCACAAACAACUUUCAUCACUGUAACAGCUUAUCAAAAUUCCGAACUUUCUCAACUUAAAAUAAAAAACAAUCCAUAUGCUAAAGGAUUCCGUGCUGAUGGAAAACGGAAAAAUAAAAGAACGUGCUCAAAUGAGGAUGAAUAUUUCCAUAACGUUUUAGAAACAAAGAAAGUAUGCAAAUGGGAUCAACAACAAGAAUUGGAACGUAGCUACAGUAUUCAUUAUAAUUCAUCUUUUGCAGUGGACAAUACAGAUUUCUGUUUUCGGUCGCAAGAACAUUGCCCAUCCAAUAUCUACAAAAACAAUACUCCAACUCACCAGCCUUUACAAAUGUAUUUCAAUUCUCCCAACUCAAUUGCGUCGCAGGAUUAUGAUCACCAAACACUUUACUCUGGCUAUUCUGCAACAUUUAACGAAAAACAAUCUCCACAAAGUUUAGAAAGAGUCGACCACACCGAGACUUUGUGGAAAGACAACUUGUUAGAUGAAUUGUGUUAUGACAAUAUUGUAUAUUAUGACGAUCCGGGAUAUGUUUCAGCAUCUCCAGCUGAAUUUUUAGAUAAUGAUGAUGUUUCGAAAUUUCUGUUUGGAAUCGAAUCAUGAGUUUUAUUUUACAAAUACUAUAAUUUAACUUCCAAUAUAGUUCCUUUCAUUUGAA
This is a messenger RNA of Styela clava, 1471 nucleotides long. RefSeq names its product optomotor-blind protein-like. Gene Ontology annotation, cellular component: nucleus; chromatin. Gene Ontology annotation, biological process: positive regulation of DNA-templated transcription; regulation of transcription by RNA polymerase II; cell fate specification. Lineage: Eukaryota; Metazoa; Chordata; Ascidiacea; Stolidobranchia; Styelidae. The record is from RefSeq and is a predicted model, not a curated record. Gene Ontology annotation, molecular function: DNA-binding transcription factor activity, RNA polymerase II-specific; RNA polymerase II cis-regulatory region sequence-specific DNA binding.